CUUCUUUCUUCUCCUCAAUAGCUACCUAGAUUUUUCUACUUAACUUCUUGACAAGUGCUCGCCAUUCAUUUCUCUCUACAAAAUCCCCCAAUAUCCAAUCUCCUGCAAAACAUUAGCCCACUUUUUAGUUUUUCUGUUACUUUAAAACUCUAUAAAACAUACACAGAUUUCAAUGGCGGCCAUUUCUACCACUGAUUCAACAGCUACUGUCGUGAAAGAAAUGAACGAUUCUGAUUCUGCUCCUUUUGAAGUGGCUAAAUCUUUAGGGUUCAUUCCUUACCCGAGUCAGCCCAAAAGAACUCGCUUCAUGGCUCAGCUCCUGUUUAGGGUUUUAGCCAUUGCUUUUACAGUUGCUUCCAUUUCUGUUAUGGUUACAAGUGACCAGACUAUCUUAAUCUUCGGAAUCACCACUCAAGCUCGUUACAGUUACUCUUCUGCCUUCAGGUUCUUGGUCGGAGCAGAAGCUGUGGUGUGCGGCUUCUCUGUACUGUCACUAAGUUUGCUUUGCCUAAUGAGUAGGUCAGAGGCAAUACUUAGGAAAAAUUUCUAUCUGUUCUUACAUGAUAUGCUAAACCAAUCAUGGGGCAACUCCAGGAUUAAAGUUGCCAUCUCUCUUUUUGGCGAUGAUGGUGGUGAUGGUAUCGGGAUGUGCAGCAGCAACGGCGAUAGGUUACGUGGGUCGAUACGGAGAAAAAGAGAUAACGUGGGCGGCGGUAUGCGAUUAUAUAGACAAAUUUUGCAACCAAACAUUGGUGUCAAUUGUGCUAGCCUACCUUGCUUUCUUUUGCUAUCUUGCACUCACUACACUCUCUGCCCAUCAACUUAUGUCUACUAAUGAGUAGUACUUAAUUUAGUCUCUAUUACAGACAGAUCCAUGAAGAUGAAGAAGACAUUAUAAGUUAUAACAUUAAUUAUGACCAAACUAUAUAUAUAGUCUGCUGAUGAAUUUAAGGAUCUAGAAGAAAGUUUACUUAUGUACCAAUCUCAAUACUAUAGAGGACAAGGACUGUCAAUUUUUAAAUGUUUUAUGUUAUCAUAUAUAGUUAGGAGAUUUCAGUUA
Mercurialis annua (annual mercury) is the source of this 1060-nucleotide messenger RNA. Its product is annotated as CASP-like protein 1F2. Bases 173 to 835 code for a protein of 220 amino acids. NCBI's taxonomy places the organism in Eukaryota, Viridiplantae, Streptophyta, Magnoliopsida, Malpighiales, Euphorbiaceae. The record is from RefSeq and is a predicted model, not a curated record. The transcript has 4 exons.